AUCGUGGCUAAGCCAGUCGCUCGCUCGCCGCUCACCUAAACGGCUUUCACCUGGGCCGAUUACGAAGAUCCUUGGUCGUCGACCGCCUUCCAACGAUUCUGACCAACGUUUUCUCUCUCUCUCUUUCUCUCUUUUAGCCGUGCGCGCGCUUAUGAACACGAAAAACCCGUGGCCCCGUGGCCGGUGAUCGGUGAUCGGACCCACGACACGUCCGUAUGGUGUAUCGUUCCGACGAAAACAGUGAUUUCCAUUUUUUCCAUGCGAUCGAAGGGGUACGUCGGAUCGUUCUGGUUGCAAGGAAGAUACGCAGACUGUCGAUAGGUUUCCGCUAUAGACAGAGAGGUUUCACUUUUGUUUGGCAGAAUGUCAAAAAUUCAACAACAAAAUGGAAUGAUGCCAGGCAAUGGAACAAUGCCAGAUGAUGAUGAUUUUUCAGACGGUGAGAGUACUCCAUUGACUCAGGACUAUGGCGACAGUCAAAGAACAGUUGUGGAAACAAAAGCAUGGGACGUCUUUCGGAAUCCACCGCCGAAGAUCGAUUCCGGUUCAAUGGCUAAUCAAAGAUGCCUGGAAGUGACGGUACAGAUAACGAAGGUGAUCGUGUACCUAUUAGUUUUCGUGAUAGUAUUAGGAAGCGGUGUAGUUGCCAAAGGAACUAUUCUAUUUAUGACAUCACAGUUGAGAGCGAAUCGAACUAUCGUUCACUGCAACAGGGAUAUUGGCCGAGACAAAUACUUUGAAGUGACGUUACCAGAACAAGAGAGGAUAGCGUGGAUCUGGUGCAUCAUAAUCGCUUUCGCGGUGCCUGAAUUCGGCACGUUAAUCCGUAGCAUUAGAAUAUGUAUCUUCAAAUCAUGGAAGAAACCGCCUGCAUCCCAUUUCCUUGUCGUUUUCGUCAUGGAGACAUUUCACGUGGUCGGUUUGGCUUUGAUGUUCAUGGCAGUGCUACCUGAUUUGGACGUGGUUAAAGGUGCGAUGCUGACAAAUUGUGUAUGCUUCGUACCCGGUGUGCUAGGGCUACUUUCUCGGAAUAAGAAAAAAGACGAAUCACGAUUUGUUCUGGUGCUAAUCGAUAUUGCUGCACUUGUCGCUCAAGGGACAAGUUUCGUUCUUUGGCCAUUAUUGGACAGUUCACGAUUCUCUUUGUGGCUAAUACCACCAUCUUUAUUCCUAGUUUCAUGUGGCUGGUGGGAAAAUUAUGUUUCGACGCAGAGUCCGAUUGGAUUCGUUCGAUCUCUAGGAAAAAUAAAACAAGAAAUGCAAUUGACAAGAUACUUUACCUACAUGUUCAUGUCGGUUUGGAAAAUUAUAGUAUUCUUUACUAGUACGAUAUUAAUAUUAUAUAUUAAAGGUGAAACUGUUGGACAUUUAUUCAGCAUGUUCGGUGAUGCUUUUGGAAAUCACACAAUUGUUGUAAGAUCAAUGUAUGAUGUUACUGGCAGAACAACAGAUAUCGCUGAUAUAGUUGAUAUCGAUGAUAAUAAGAUAGCCAUACCGGCAAAUGUGAAAAGUCCUAUAUACGUUCUAUUGUUGCAAAUAUUCAGCGCCUAUUUCAUGUACAUAUUCGGUAAAUUCGCGUGCAAGAUUUUGAUACAAGGUUUCAGUUACGCGUUCCCUGUAAAUCUAACUAUACCGGUAUCGAUCUCGUUAUUGAUUGCCGCUUGCGGUUUAAGGCAUACCGAUCCUUGCAUAUUUCACAACACAAUUCCGGAUUAUCUGUUCUACGAGUCACCACCAUUGCAUUUCCUCAACGAUUUCGUUUCGAAGCAAUAUGCCUGGGUAUGGCUGCUGUGGUUGCUGUCGCAAACUUGGAUUACUUUGCAUGUUUGGACGCCGAAAUGCGAACGUCUCGCUUCCACAGAGAAAUUGUUCGUUGUACCUAUGUACAACUCAUUGCUGAUCGAUCAAUCGAUGGGCUUAAACAGGAAAAGGGAUGAUCAACCGGAAGUGAAAGUGGAGGAUUUGGCGGAGAUAGAGAAAGAAAAGGGAGAUGGAGAUUAUGAGACUAUAUACGAGCAAACGGAUGGCACAACCACACCUCCAUCAACUGUAAGAAGCAGCGAUCACGUAACUAGAAUAUAUGCUUGCGCGACGAUGUGGCACGAAAAUAAGGAAGAAAUGAUGGAAUUUUUGAAAAGCAUUCUUCGAUUGGAUGAGGAUCAGUGUGCACGACGUGUAGCCCAAAAAUAUCUGAAAGUUGUCGAUCCGGAUUAUUAUGAAUUCGAAACUCACAUCUUUUUCGAUGAUGCCUUCGAGUUAUCGGAUCACGAUGAGAACGAGUCGCAAGUGAACAGAUUCGUGAAAUUAUUGGUAGGCACUUUGGAUGAGGCUGCGUCUGAUGUCCAUCAAACACGGAUGCAUGUUAGGGCACCAAAGAAGUACCCAACACCUUACGGUGGUCGAUUAGUUUGGACACUUCCUGGUAAAACGAAAAUGAUCGCCCAUUUGAAAGACAAGAGCAAGAUUCGUCACAGAAAACGAUGGAGUCAGGUCAUGUACAUGUAUUACUUAUUGGGUCACCGGUUAAUGGAGCUACCAAUCAGCGUUGAUCGGAAGGAAGUGAUCGCGGAAAAUACUUAUCUGUUAACUCUCGAUGGUGAUAUCGAUUUUCAACCAGCUGCUGUGAAAUUACUCGUCGACUUGAUGAAAAAGAAUAAAAAUCUUGGCGCAGCUUGUGGUCGUAUUCAUCCAGUUGGUUCAGGUCCUAUGGUGUGGUAUCAAAUGUUCGAAUACGCUAUUGGUCAUUGGCUGCAAAAAGCAACGGAGCACAUGAUUGGUUGUGUGCUUUGUAGUCCUGGUUGUUUCUCACUUUUUAGAGGAAAAGCUUUAAUGGACGAUAAUGUGAUGAAGAAGUACACGACAAGAUCGGACGAGGCUAGACAUUACGUGCAAUACGAUCAAGGGGAAGAUCGAUGGCUUUGUACACUUCUCUUACAACGUGGUUACAGAGUUGAAUAUUCAGCAGCUAGUGACGCUUAUACUCAUGCACCUGAAGGCUUUAAUGAAUUUUAUAAUCAACGUCGUCGAUGGGUACCUUCCACCAUAGCCAAUAUCAUGGAUCUUUUAAUGGACGCGAAACGGACCAUUAAAAUCAACGAUAAUAUUUCUCUCCCUUAUAUUUCUUAUCAAAUCUUACUCAUGGGUGGUACCAUUUUAGGACCAGGUACGAUUUUUCUCAUGUUAGUAGGUGCCUUCGUGGCUGCUUUCAAGAUCGAUAAUUGGACCAGCUUCUACUACAAUAUCAUUCCCAUUCUCCUCUUCAUGCUCGUAUGUUUUACUUGUAAAGCAAACAUUCAACUUCUGUGCGCGCAGAUAUUAUCGACAGGAUACGCGAUGAUAAUGAUGGCCGUCAUCGUAGGUACGGCUCUCCAGCUCGGAGAAGACGGUAUCGGUUCACCCUCGGCCAUAUUUUUGAUAGCCUUAUCCGGUUCCUUCUUUAUAGCGGCCUGUUUACAUCCACAAGAAUUCUGGUGUAUCGUACCUGGUAUCAUUUAUCUCCUUUCGAUACCUUCCAUGUACCUUCUUCUUAUCCUCUAUUCGAUCAUAAAUUUGAAUGUUGUCUCAUGGGGAACUCGCGAAGUCCAAGUGAAAAAGACCAAAAAGGAACUUGAACAAGAGAAAAAGGAAGCUGAGGAAGCGAAGAGAAAAGCAAAGCAGAAAUCUUUAUUAGGAUUUCUUCAAAAUGGCGUAGGAUCGAACGACGACGAAGAAGGAUCGAUAGAAAUUUCCUUGGCAGGGUUGUUCAAAUGCAUGUUUUGCACUCAUGGACAAACAUCCAAUGAAAAACAGCAACUCGUCGCCAUUGCUCAAUCAAUGGAAAAUGUUAACAAACGUCUGGAAAUUAUUGAAAGAGCUGUGGAUCCUCAUGGAGUAACGAGCCGACGUCGUGCAUCCUCUGUUGGUUCUCGAGGCGAUCAUUUGGGCGCCAUUGGCGAAGAUCCAGCGGAAGGUCAAGAUGGUCAUAGCGAACCGGAAACUGUGACUAGUCAAAACACGGAAGGCAAUCGCGAGGGUAGCAAUUUCCUUAGCAGACCUUACUGGCUGAGCGACGAAGGGCUUAAGAAAGGUGAAAUCGAUGUUCUGUCGAUGCAGGAGGAACAAUUUUGGAAGGAUCUUCUAGAAAAGUAUCUGUAUCCCAUAGACGAGGACAAGGCUGAGAAGGCACGAAUCGCCAAAGAUCUAAAGGACCUACGUGACCAGAGCGUUUUCGCGUUUUUUAUGAUGAACGCCCUCUUCGUUCUGAUCGUCUUUCUGCUCCAACUAAACAAAGAUUUGUUACACGUGAAGUGGCCUUUUGGUAUCAAGACGAACAUCAGCUUUAAUGCCGAUAACUUUCACGAGGUGUACGUAACGAAAGAGUACCUUCAACUCGAGCCAAUCGGUUUGGUCUUUGUAUUCUUCUUCGCGUUGAUAUUGGUUAUUCAAUUUACUGCGAUGCUGUUCCAUCGAUUCGGCACGUUCGCCCAUAUUUUAGCCAGCACCAGCUUGGAUUGGUAUUGUUGCAAGAAGACCAAGGAUUUGUCCGAAGAAGCGUUGUUGUCUAAACACGCGGUAGAAAUAGUCAGAGAUUUGCAAAGAUUAGACGGAAUGGAGGGUGAUUAUGAAGAAGAUAGUGGUACCGGCCCAGGCAGGAGAAAGACGAUAACAAAUAUUGAAAAGAGUCGAAAGAAAACACAGGCAAUCAAUACGCUUGACGUCGCUUUCAGACAACGAUUCUUUAGCAUGUCUGAAGAAGGCAAUGGUUUGCCGAGAAACAUGUCGACCAGACGCUCUGCAAAAGCUUUCAAGGCAUUCGAAGGCCGUAGGAAUAGUAUAAUGGCCAUGAAAAGGAAAUCGCAGAUGCAAACUUUAGGGGCAAAUAACAUUUACGGAGUGGCGGGCAAUCCUUUGGGAAUUCAAGGACGCCCAUCGAGAAGUAGCCAGAUUUCUGUUAAGGAUGUAUUCGAGGGACACAGUGGUCACACUAACCCGAGCUACGAACCAGACGAAAAUACUGGAAGCAGUCUCAGACUUCACAGUUUAAGUCAGAAUGCGUGGAGAGAACAAAACAAUAUCUGAUUCGAAAUUUUUUUAAAAUAUGAACAAUGACCAUGGCUAUCUCAAAUAUUUCACUGCCAUCAGAAAGGAUAAUCAAUAAAGAUGGGAGGAAUGGCACUUAUUUUUUUACUAGAGCAAUAGGAUCCCAUUUAAAUAUCGCCGCUCAUUUAAAUACUUUUUCUAGUAAUUAUCUAUUAAUUAUUUGAUUAUAUACGACGUAAAGUGGAAUAGAAGAAUAAAAGACUGCCUUCGAGUAGAUUAAUUUAUAAUGAAGUGAAACAGGGCCGUCUUUAAACUCUUUAUUUAUUUAUUAAAGGAAAAAAGAAGAUGGACAAGUUUCUUUCUUUUCUGAAUGAUGAAAUAUAAAGAAGAACAUGGGAAUAAAAAGAAUAAAAAUUGGAAAGUUUAAAUAUUUUAAUUUUUAGGAAAUUUUAAACGAAUUAGGGACUUUUUUUAAUGACCCAAAAGUCACUAAACUUGAUAAAUUAAAGACAGUCCUGAAGAAAUAUUUUUAUCAUUGUUUUUCUUUUUUAUUUCUUUUCAUUUCUUUUCUUCUUUUUCGUUUUUCUUUUUUUUUCUUUUUUUUUUUAUUCGUAAUUAGAUAUUUAAGAUAAAUGAACUGACCGGUGAAUAUUUCUUAACGCAUUUACUCUCAUACGUACACUAGCAAAUGAUUUUAGAGAAUAAUAAUUCUCUAGAUUAUUAAUUGAAUGCAAUAAUCUUGUUAAAUUUGUUGUAUCAAACAAACGAGUAUGCGUUCUCAUUCAUUCGUGUACGUGACAGUGAUCAUAGCGACGACGCUUACAUUUCUUUCAUUUCUUUCAUUUUUCUAAACGUGAUAUUACCGUUUGUAUUAAAACUUAUUAUAUUUGAUAGAUAUACAAUUUUUUGUACAUAAUAAAACAUUAAGAGCGUAUAUUAAAUCUGUAAAGAAAAUUAUAAUUGUUGUAAACGAAAUAAAAUUUGAACGAUCAUCAUCCAACUUUGGAUUCAUUCCAUCCAAUUAUUCAAAUUGUAUAAUUUCAAUUUUGUUUCGAUAAAUAUUAUGUAACGAUGA
Messenger RNA from Apis mellifera (honey bee), 6094 nucleotides. It is a transcript of the gene kkv, whose product is annotated as chitin synthase chs-2. Bases 364 to 5058 code for a protein of 1564 amino acids. The record is from RefSeq and is a predicted model, not a curated record. The transcript has 21 exons. Gene Ontology annotation, molecular function: chitin synthase activity. Gene Ontology annotation, cellular component: cell periphery; cell septum. NCBI's taxonomy places the organism in Eukaryota, Metazoa, Arthropoda, Insecta, Hymenoptera, Apidae.